UGAUUAAAAUAUUAUCUCAACGGAGAAAUCUGCAUAAUAUUAAAAAGCCAAGUGGAUAAAUAAUAUUUUUUGCGGCUUACUCGCUUCUAAUUAAAGGCGGGAAGAAUAAUCCUGAAAGAAUUUAUAAUUAACUUAAGAAUUAACUGAAACGAAUAUUAUGAAUUUGGCUUGACUUCGUCACUCGAUUUCUUACCUAUUCGGAAGCUCUUUUGCUUGAUAACAACAAGAAUGGAUGAUUUCGACGACGAUUCCUUUAACGAUGUUCUGGGCUCCAUGGAAAUGCCCUCGGCGGCAAAGCAACCCAAAGUUGCAGAAGUUGCUCCACCGGCUACGUUAGUUAUUGCCAGUUCAAGUAGCAGCACGGCCAGUUCCGCAUCCGCCACUCCUGUGCCUGCCAAGCCGCCAUCCAAUCCCCACAGUGUUCUCGUCCACAGCAAACAGCGCGGCAAUCCCAUCCUGAAAUCCAUCCUCAAUGUUCCGCUGGAGUUCCGUGAUGAUAUCGUGCCGGAUUAUGUUGUGGGUAGGACAUCCUGCGUCCUAUACCUAUCCCUGAAGUACCACAAUCUCAAUCCGGACUACAUCUGCCAGCGGCUGAAGACUCUGGGCAAGAUGUAUGAGCUGCGGGUGCUCCUGGUCCAAGUGGACACACCGGAGCCACACAAUGCCCUGAAGAGCUUGACCAGGAUCUCACUACUGGCCGAUCUGACCAUGAUGUUGGCCUGGAACGCCGAGGAGGCGGGCAAAAUCAUUGAGACAUACAAACAGUUUGAGAAGCGCCCGCCAGAUUUGAUCAUGGAGCGGGUGGAGUCCAAUCCGCAUCAGAAGCUUGUGGCUGCUCUUACUAACAUCAAGCCGGUAAACAAGACGGAUGCCGUCACCCUGCUGCAAACCUUUGGCAACCUGGGCAACAUCAUCACUGCAAGCGAGGAGCGGUUAUCCCAGGUGAUGGGACUGGGUCCCCGGAAGGCCAAGAAGCUGUACAAAACCCUGCAGGAGCCCUUCCUCAGCAAGUAGCUAUAAUGCAUCCCAUAACUACAUAUAUGUAAUC
Messenger RNA from Drosophila subpulchrella, 1048 nucleotides. RefSeq names its product DNA excision repair protein ERCC-1 (gene Ercc1). Gene Ontology annotation, biological process: nucleotide-excision repair; UV-damage excision repair; mitotic recombination. Lineage: Eukaryota; Metazoa; Arthropoda; Insecta; Diptera; Drosophilidae. Gene Ontology annotation, molecular function: damaged DNA binding; single-stranded DNA binding. Gene Ontology annotation, cellular component: nucleotide-excision repair factor 1 complex; ERCC4-ERCC1 complex; nucleus. The record is from RefSeq and is a predicted model, not a curated record. The coding region runs from base 229 to 1014 and encodes 261 amino acids. The transcript has 2 exons.